UGUGCCCAUAGUUUCCUGUGCUACGAGGAAACGGUGCAAAAACCAGGAAGCCGGAAGCGAGGAUAAGAAGAGGAGGAAGAGCGUGACCGUGCAGUCAUCCAUCGAUGGCAGUCCCUUUUUCCCAAGCUGCAGCUUUGCAGGCGAUUUCUUGCGCCCUGCGGUCUGCACUGCACCUGCACGGGCACUCUGCACUGCACCGCUCUCCCAAAGCCGGAAGGCUCGGCCUACUGCAACACACAAGCGCCCGCACCGAGCCACUGCAUCUGCAUGCACGACCGUCGUCGUCGUCAGUCACAUGAGAGGAGAGGCCUCGCACCACCACCACCAUCACGGGCCACGGCUCCGUCACUUUUCCCCGACCUCUUCGUGCUCUCUUGUCAGCCUCCACACACACACACACACCAGCCCCCCCGUCUCUCCUGUCCCCUCGCCGAGGCGCCAUUGCCUUCUUCAGGUCGCCUUUCAACAGUUCCCCGGCCGGCCUCUUACAAAGCCAGCCAGACAAUGCCGUGCCAUUAUGCAUGCACAAUCCAACACUAGCUACCUAGGCCCUCCACUUAGGCGGGCUUCUUGCUUCUUUCGCUCGCUCACUCGUCACUCAUCCAUCCACUUCCAGUGAGCCUCUCGCUGCAUUCUCCAUGGGAGGCGGCAUAAAGCAGCUGGUGGCGAGCCUGCUGGGAGCGGUGGGUGGAGGCCAGAGGUGCGCCAAGGAGAGCACGCAGCCGCAGCCGCAGACAGUGGAGCUCAGGGUCCGGAUGGACUGCGAGCGCUGCGAGCGCCAGGUCAAGAAGGCACUCGCCGGCAUCAGAGGGGUGGAGCGCGUAGAGGUGAACAGGAAGCAGCAGAGGGUGACCGUCACUGGCGUCGUGGACCCCCACAAGGUCCUGCGGCGGGCCCAGUCCACAGGCAAGAAGGCUGAGCUGUGGCCCCGGAAUCAUCAUCAUCCUGGCUACGACGACCACAGCGCUGCCGUCACGGCCCGCUACGGCGCCAUCGGAGCGGCCCAGGCCAAUGACAGGUGGGCCCCAUCUCCCUACCGGCAGAACGCGGACGCAGUCGGCGCCGAGCAGAUCACCAGCCUGUUCAGCGACGAGAACCCGAACGCCUGCUCCGUCAUGUAGCGCCACAGCGUCUCAUACAGAGGAGUGGUUGGUUUUUAUGCUUUUUUUUUGCGGUUUUUUUAUGCUUUAGCUAGAUAGUCGUAGGAGUAGAAGCUCGCUGGGUUCGCUCUUGCCAAUUUACCUUGCCAAACCUCACAAAACUUGCCGUUUCCGGCAGCCUCCGGGACCUGCGAAACGUUGUUGCCGUGCCAAAAUUUUGGCUACCAAGUACUACCAACCAACAAAGCAUGGCCUUGGUGAGAA
Messenger RNA from Triticum aestivum (bread wheat), 1364 nucleotides. RefSeq names its product heavy metal-associated isoprenylated plant protein 23. Gene Ontology annotation, molecular function: metal ion binding. The record is from RefSeq and is a predicted model, not a curated record. Bases 639 to 1121 code for a protein of 160 amino acids. The transcript is spliced from 2 exons. NCBI's taxonomy places the organism in Eukaryota, Viridiplantae, Streptophyta, Magnoliopsida, Poales, Poaceae.